Molecule: messenger RNA, 1242 nt
Organism: Echinostoma caproni
Lineage: Eukaryota; Metazoa; Platyhelminthes; Trematoda; Plagiorchiida; Echinostomatidae
Source: the annotation of a GenBank genome assembly
AGCCGCAAGUUCACAUGCAGAUUUUGUAGUAGACAAUGCUUGCAGUAUAUACUCAUUUUACAUGUUAUCGGUUAUCUGCCUAUACCGGUUGGUAAAGUUGGUCCUCUACUGUUGGACGGACAUUCUCACUAUGUUCCAUUGGCUACUACCGAGGGUUGUCUCGUGGCCAGCACUAAUCGGGGUUGUCGUGCUCUAUUCUUGGCUGGUGGGGUGAAAAGUGUCCUCACGAUCUUCUCGCACAAGAAACGUCACCGUAUUAUAUGGAGACCACAAAUUUCUUCACAGCGCUGGACUCAAACCGACCACAUCGCCAUCAACCACCGCUGUCAAGGACCCAUUGAAGUCUGCCGCUCCUACCGGUCAACUUCCGUAGACACGGACCAUGCUAUGUUACAAAGCCAUAGGGAUUACCUCGUAGAUCGGCGAAUGUUCCAGUCGAUUCUCUAUCAGAUCGACGUGUUCCCUUUCCCCGUGUGUACUUCUCAGGUCAUUUCGCUGAGCGGUAAUAUGUGUACGGACAAAAAGCCGGCUGCCAUCAAUUCGAUUCUCGGUCGUGGUAAAUCGGUAAUUGCCGAGGCCCAGCUACCAGCUACCGUGCUAGCACAAGUGCUCCAUACCACGGCCACGCGAUUAACUCGAUUAGCACAUGCGAAAAAUUGGACUGGUUCAGCAAUGGCGGGUUGCCCCGGAAUGAUGGGUUCCAAUGCACAUGCUGCGAACAUUGUGGCGGGGAUAUUUGCCGCGACCGGUCAAGAUCUAGCCCAGGUUGUGGAUGCCUCGGCCUGUCUAACGCAAUUCGAGAUAGGUGAUAACAAUUCCCUCGUGGCUACUGUUACAAUGCCUUGCAUGGAGGUUGGCACAAUCGGGGGUGGGACGCGGUUGCCAGCACAACGUUCCUGUCUCGAUUUGCUUGAUUUAAGUGUGGAUCGACCGACCGAACAUUUAGCCCGAAUAAUCGCUGGCACCGUUUUGGCUGGUGAGCUCAGUUUAAUGGCCGCUUUAGAUACCGACGAUCUCGUUAACGCUCAUCUUCGACUUAACAGAGCUCUGGCCCAACCGACCCCAUCCAAUUCAACAAAAAACAACAACAGUUCUGACGCAAAUGUCAAUACUGGUGAAUCUGCAGUAGCUGCUGGUGGAACUGGUGUUUCCAGUGGUACCUUGUGGAUCAGUAGUUCGAUUCCCGUCCCGGUCAAAUCCAGUGCUUCUAAUGGGGCAGAAUCCUCGCACCCGACCAUGUGA